This is a messenger RNA of Bolinopsis microptera, 1726 nucleotides long. Its product is annotated as coiled-coil domain-containing protein 113-like. NCBI's taxonomy places the organism in Eukaryota, Metazoa, Ctenophora, Tentaculata, Lobata, Bolinopsidae. Bases 19 to 1200 code for a protein of 393 amino acids. Gene Ontology annotation, biological process: cilium assembly. The transcript is spliced from 11 exons. Gene Ontology annotation, cellular component: ciliary basal body; axoneme. The record is from RefSeq and is a predicted model, not a curated record.
AACAAAUAAUUUGAGGCUAUGACGUCGACUGGGGAGGGACCAUCAGCAACUGGUUCCAGUAGCAUUAGUGCAAACACCAGUCAGAUAUCCCUUGCUGACCAGUUUGCAAGAAGCACUGAAGAAGAAAUACAAUUUGCUCUCGACGAAAUCAGGAAUGAGAAUGAUAAGCUGGAGAAAGAGACUGGGAUUUUAACGAAAUAUCUUAAAAGAGUCGAUCCAAAGGACAUCCAAACCCAGAUCAAAGGUCUAGAAGCGUCACCGGUGCAGCAAGAUGUUGUGCGAGUUCACAAGAGAAGAUCACGCUCUCGCACCGGAUCCACAGAACGACUUUUAAAACUUACUACUGAGCAGAAAUGUGAUAUUGCCCAGCGUGAACACGACGAACUGAGAGAGGAGAUCAACAAGUUCAAACACGAAACUGAGAAAAUUCUUGACACUUACCGGGCUACUAGAGAAGAAGCAGAGAUUAGACUGGCUGAAAUGAAGAAAUCUUCCUACGAGUUCAACAGAGAUAUUGUUCUUGGAGCUAAAAAUUUAAGAACUGGGAGGGUAGUUGCUGAGCGAGUAACACGUUAUUUUGAAGACAAGAUGAGAAGCCGUAAAGCUCUUAUUGAGAAGCUACGUUUGAAAAACUCAACACUGAAAGUUCAGAAGAAGAAACUUCAGUUGCAGUUGAAACAGAAAGAAGAAAUGGGAGAGGUAUUGCACGAGGUAGAUUUCAAGCAGUUAAGGAUCGAGAAUAACCAGUACUUGGAGAAGAUUGAUGAGAGGAACCAGGAGUUGCUGAAACUCAAACAUUCUUCUGGAAACACGCUUCAAGUUUUGAACACAUACAAGAAGAAGCUGAAUAACUUGACCAUGGAAUCGAACAGAUUAAAAUUGGAAAUCUCUCAAAGGAACGAACUGCUAACUAAAAUCGACAAAGAAACCGAAUUGGUUGAAAAGGAGCGAGAAAAGGCCGAGAGCAUUAACGCUAAUUUGAGAAGACAGCUUCAAGACUACAUUGUCCCAGAGGUUCUUGACUACGUUCAAGUACGGGCCGAUCUGUACGAGCUCACUAAGACUAUGAAGACGUGGGAGAGGAAGGUGGACAUUGCGCAGAUGGAGCUACAAAAGUAUCAGAAGCAAUGGCUCAUGAUGAGGGAGCACAAUCGAACUGUCAAUCCGUGGGCCACAAUGGAGCAGCACGCAGCGCUCUAAGGAUCUGCGAGGAAUGGAGAACACACGAACUGCAGGAAUUUACCGUCCCGAAAGUUAUGGCGGUGCCAGGCGGGCAGUGCCCUGGUUAUGUUAUAAUUACCUAUCCUUUAUAGUGACCAACUUAUCCCGAAAUAUCCGUAGAUCAUUAUCGAGACUUCUGGCGAUUUUCUAUUGUGAUUAAAUUAAAAUAGUGACUAGACCGUAAAUGGAUAUCAGAGAACAAACUUUCAGUUGUACCAUUGUUUAUGGUAGCACAGAACUAAUCCUUGUCUGCGAUAACAAUUGUCAUUUGUAAUAAAACUGGCUGGUUUCAAAUUCCAAAUCCCCAACUAAAUAGUCAAAUUUUAAGAUGAUAGCACAAUUUUCGGUCAUUAAAUCUGUACUGUUAGUAUAUAUCACAUUGUAUGUGAACAGCUGGUCGCUGUUUUAUUGAUACAUAGAGCUAACUUUUGUAGCAUGGAUGUGCGGAUUAUCACAGCUGUAAAUAUUUGUAAGAAAUACAAACGUUUUUAACGAUUUUACCCAA